Pan troglodytes (chimpanzee) is the source of this 2465-nucleotide messenger RNA. It is a transcript of the gene PELO, whose product is annotated as pelota mRNA surveillance and ribosome rescue factor. The record is from RefSeq and is a predicted model, not a curated record. Bases 1100 to 2257 code for a protein of 385 amino acids. The transcript is spliced from 3 exons. Lineage: Eukaryota; Metazoa; Chordata; Mammalia; Primates; Hominidae. Gene Ontology annotation, cellular component: cytoplasm. Gene Ontology annotation, biological process: nonfunctional rRNA decay; ribosome disassembly; nuclear-transcribed mRNA catabolic process, non-stop decay.
AAAGCGCCCUCCCUGCCCGGGCCGGGAGAAGUAAGGGGUGUGAAGGCGGAGCCACUGGGCUGGCAACACCCUCCCGAAGGUCCAGCCCUUACCCGCCUUCCUACCACCUUAGGGGAUUUGGCCCGGAGAACGAGAUCACCCUCUCAAUGAAAGGCAGAUGUCCCUUUAAGGUUUGCUUCUACAGCCCGUGGACUUUAGCCUAAACACGGACCCGCGAAGCUGGCUUUAUUUGUCCAUGUCUCGGACAGAGCCUGGGAAGCUGCCAGUGAAAUUUCAGAGACCAAGAGCGCGAAGGGGCGGGCGAUGUGGCAAUCCGUCUGGGAUGUGAAAAGCGUGGAGCGCAUUUAGAGGCAUUCGACGAAAACACAGGAAAUCACUCCUCUCCCGCUCCUGGGCGCCGCUGCCACUGGGGCAGAGGACUGGGAACCGCAGCAGCGGGAUAAGUGGCCCAGCCAGAGAGCGCAGCUCCCGCGCCCGGUCCUGCCCUGCGAACCAGCGCGGCCCCCUGGCGCUGAGGCUGCUCCGGCCAUGGCCCCUCGGCCCCGCGCCCGCCCAGGGGUCGCUGUCGCCUGCUGCUGGCUCCUCACUGACAGGGAUGGAAGAGAAAACUUAGGAAGUUGAAGUUUGGCAUUAAAAUAAAGGACUCGCCACCACUCUGUGCACCUUCUUGAGGGAGUUCAGUCGUCCGGAGCGCCUCACAGCUUAGUGCUCCUGCGCACGCGCGAACUGCGGCCCCGCCUCUCCUUUGGGGACGGGAGACGUGCGUCGGGUCGCGGGACGCGGGCUGCGCAUGCGCCUUCAUUUCGUCAGCCCGCUGUUGCGUGCUGCCAGCGGGAACUGUGGAGGGGCAGAUUUUCGCUGCAGUGUUCCCCGAGCCUGUUAGACGCAGCGCGCCGGGAGACUGAGAGAGCAAAGGAUAGAGGAAGUGCUGCCCUAGGCUGCAUGAGUCGAAGCAAGCGUGUUUCCUUCCCGCCAGGCAAGUGCCCUUAGAAACCGGGUCCCGCCCCCUUCCUGGCCUGCAUUCCCAUCCCCUCUCCCGGGGCGGAGGUGAGGACCUCCUUGGUUCCUCUGGUUCUGUCAGUGAGCCCCUUUCUUGGCCAUGAAGCUCGUGAGGAAGAACAUUGAGAAGGACAAUGCGGGCCAGGUGACCCUGGUCCCCGAGGAGCCUGAGGACAUGUGGCACACUUACAACCUCGUGCAGGUGGGCGACAGCCUGCGCGCCUCCACCAUCCGCAAGGUACAGACAGAGUCCUCCACGGGCAGCGUGGGCAGCAACCGGGUCCGCACUACCCUCACUCUCUGCGUGGAGGCCAUCGACUUCGACUCUCAAGCCUGCCAGCUGCGGGUUAAGGGGACCAACAUCCAAGAGAAUGAGUAUGUCAAGAUGGGGGCUUACCACACCAUCGAGCUGGAGCCCAACCGCCAGUUCACCCUGGCCAAGAAGCAGUGGGAUAGUGUGGUACUGGAGCGCAUCGAGCAGGCCUGUGACCCAGCCUGGAGCGCUGAUGUGGCGGCUGUGGUCAUGCAGGAAGGCCUCGCCCAUAUCUGCUUAGUCACUCCCAGCAUGACCCUCACUCGGGCCAAGGUGGAGGUGAACAUCCCUAGGAAAAGGAAAGGCAAUUGCUCUCAGCAUGACCGGGCCUUGGAGCGGUUCUAUGAACAGGUGGUCCAGGCUAUCCAGCGCCACAUACACUUUGAUGUUGUAAAGUGCAUCCUGGUGGCCAGCCCAGGAUUUGUGAGGGAGCAGUUCUGCGACUACAUGUUUCAACAAGCAGUGAAGACCGACAACAAACUGCUCCUGGAAAACCGGUCCAAAUUUCUUCAGGUACAUGCCUCCUCCGGACACAAGUACUCCCUGAAAGAGGCCCUUUGUGACCCUACUGUGGCUAGCCGCCUUUCAGACACUAAAGCUGCUGGGGAAGUCAAAGCCUUGGAUGACUUCUAUAAAAUGUUACAACAUGAACCGGAUCGAGCUUUCUAUGGACUCAAGCAGGUGGAGAAGGCCAAUGAAGCCAUGGCAAUUGACACAUUGCUCAUCAGCGAUGAGCUCUUCAGGCAUCAGGAUGUAGCCACACGGAGCCGGUAUGUGAGGCUGGUGGACAGUGUGAAAGAGAAUGCAGGCACCGUUAGGAUAUUCUCUAGUCUUCACGUUUCUGGGGAACAGCUCAGCCAGUUGACUGGGGUAGCUGCCAUUCUCCGCUUCCCUGUUCCCGAACUUUCUGACCAAGAGGAUGAUUCCAGUUCUGAAGAGGAUUAAUGAUUGAAACUUAAAAUUGAGACAAUCUUGUGUUUCCUAAACUGUUACAGUACAUUUCUCAGCAUCCUUGUGACAGAAAGCUGCAAGAAUGGCACUUUUUGAUUCAUACAGGGAUUUCUUAUGUCUUUGGCUACACUAGAUAUUUUGUGAUUGGCAAGACAUGUAUUUAAACAAUAAACUAAAAGGAAAUAAUCUCCACGUACUACCA